AUGCCGUCGCCGUUGUGCGUCUUUCUUCUACUUAAUGGUGCAGCACUGGCCGAUUUCCUUGUGAAACCUCGUGUGGUCGCUUCAGUCAAUUAUGACGAUUACUCACUGCUAUGUGCUGAUGGGAUCCCGUUGCUGAUGGAGGAUCAUCGACCUCGGCCCUGUCAACCUCGGCCGUGGCUGCCCGAGCACAAGUGUCCAGCGAGUUUUUGGUGUCACGAAGGCGACGAUGAGUCCAGCUAUUAUUGCUGUCCAAGGAACAGAAAAUGUAGGUUUUUCCUACCAUCAGAAUACGCUACGCUUUACGCUUAUCAUGAUGGUCUACACACCCUGCUAGAACAGGCUUUGAACCGUUGUCAUUUGCUGCCGUUGACUGGCCAUGGAAAUCUCACUAUGCGGCGAUUCUACUAUGACUGGACAAGCGACGGCUGCCAUGAGCUCCACUACACCGGAAUCGGCGGCAACGAGAACAGUUUCAUGACUUAUGAAGAGUGUGAGGAUGCCUGCAGAGGAGCAGGUGAACCAUCGGUGAAUCCUUCGGACGGCUCAAAAAUCUCGAAGAACAAAAAGAUCACUAAAAAACCAUCGACAACGACGACAACAACGCCUGUUCCAAGUUCGCAAGUCGCCUCGGUAGAGCCGGUGACGGUCCCUUCAAUCGACAACUCCGAGCAACCUUCAACUUCGAAAUCAGCCGAGAACAGUCACGAGACUGUGCAA
Ostertagia ostertagi is the source of this 717-nucleotide messenger RNA. NCBI's taxonomy places the organism in Eukaryota, Metazoa, Nematoda, Chromadorea, Rhabditida, Trichostrongylidae. The record is from the annotation of a GenBank genome assembly.